Molecule: messenger RNA, 512 nt
Organism: Bactrocera latifrons
Lineage: Eukaryota; Metazoa; Arthropoda; Insecta; Diptera; Tephritidae
Exons: 1
Coding region: 192-443 (83 amino acids)
Molecular function (GO): protein binding
Source: RefSeq, a predicted model, not a curated record
AAACCUUAUUUAUUCAACUGAUUAGAGCACACAGCACAGCUGUUUUACCUUUUAUCUAUAAAACUCUUUUCCACAUAAGCCACGCAAUUCAGUUGUCUGCCGAAAGCACUUGCGUGUAGUAACCGACGGAAGUAACCGCUAGUUUUAACCAAGCCACUAACUACGUAUAAUUCGAAUAAAAUAUUAAAACAAUGAAAUUUAUGUGCUACAUUGCGUCCUUCCUGCUGUGCAUCGUACUAUUUGCCGCACUGAGCGAAGCUGCAGCAGUCGACGCUGAUAACGAGGAGGGACCCGUCUGCAUAUGUCCACGCAACUUUAAGCCAGUCUGCGCCGCUAAUCUGGUAACCUAUCCGAAUCGUUGCAUGUACGACUGCAAGCGUCGGGACGAGGAGCGUAAAGGGCGUAGUCUGGAAUUGCUGCGUUCCGGACCAUGCGAGGAGUGACAUUUAUAACGUGAACUUUAUUGUAUAUGCUAAGCUGAAGUGAAUAAUAAAAUAAAUGUGAUAAAGUAA